UUUGAGUAAGGGUCCUGCAGGAGGAAUGACAAGACAGCUUGAGGGGGCAUAUAGAGCUGUGGGAGUGGGAUUGGGAGUCGGGGGGUCUGGGGGUCACUGGGGCAUCCAGGAGGAGCCCCAGGAUUUGAGAUCCGGUUCCGGAACAUGUCCAGGGGCCUCCUGGCCAGGGCUGCCCUCAGUCUCCCUGGGCCAACCACACUCUUCCUCCCCAGCCCCUCACCAAGGAAGAUUCCCGAUGUCCCACCAUGUCCCUCAGCACCCCCUCUGUCCCAACAGUGUCCCCUCAGCAUCCCUUGGUGUCCUCCAAUGUCUUCCCUAUGUCACACAGUCUGUCCUCUGUGUCCCCUCUGUUUCCCGCAGUGUCCCACACUGGUCCCUGUGGCCUCUCUUCUCCAUGGUGCCCCUGGCUCAGACCCUGGCACUGCUGGCAGUGACCGUGGCCACUGCGGCCAUCACGGUGGUGCCCCUGGACAUGGCCAAGAACUCCUUUGAUGACCAGUACCUGAACUGUAGGGAUAAAAUGACUGAGAAGUUGCCAGAACUCAGGAGCUCUGAUUUCCUCAAGAAUGACAAUUUUACCCGGGCCUGGGUGAAGGCUGUGGCCGUGUUGCAGGAACGAGGUUUCAGUUCACCCACUCUGACCAAAGACCAGGCCAUCGCCCUCAUGGUCUACACAAUGGAGGACAUGUACAAGGAGUUCAAUGAAGCCGUGCGCGAGGCUGGAAACUCCAGCCAGGAAUACCGGGAUAACUUCCACUUCAAAACUCUGCAUUUCCUGCUGACCGACGCCCUCCAGAAGCUGAGAAGCCCUAAAAAGUGUCUGGACGUGUUCCGAGGGGUGAAGAGUUACCAGUUUGAGGUGAACACAGGUGCUAAAGUCCGCUUCGGUCAAUUCGCUUCGUCGUCGCUGAACAAAACGGUGGCCAAGCAUUAUGGGACUGACACGAUGUUCCAGGUGCACACGUGCCACGGCGUCGGCAUCUAUAAUUUCUCCUACAAUCCUGGGUGCCAGGAGGUGCUGAUCCCACCCUUUGAGACCUUUGAGGUCACUGAUGUCAACACAGAAGGAAGCACGAUGAACAUUGGGCUUCGCUCCACUGGGACCUUCAGCAACUACAACUGCGAGUGGCUGCGAGGUGGGAGCCUCCCCAGGAACUCCCCCCACCUUGGGGGGCUUCUCCUGGCUACCGUGGCUGUGGCAGUGGCCAUUGGAACCCUCUGAGCCACACAGCCACCAAGGUCACUGUGGUCUUGGGGGCCACUGUGGCCACCAUGAUCAUGAAGGUCACCAGGACCCCAGGAGAAAUGAGGCCACCAAGGCUAUCGAGGCCCCUGGGUACUCUCUGGCCACUGUGACCACUGUGACCACUGUGGCCAUUAUUGCCAGUGGGGUCACCAUGGUCACAGUAACAAGGCGUCCAUCCUGGAAAUGCCCCUCCAAGAGCUGCCCAGCGAGGGAGCGGUGCCAGGGCAGCAGGACCAGCACAAGGGGGGCUGCCUCACCUGAUGUAGUAAAAAAUUGCCGCUUACUCACCCGCUGUAUAAAAAAUGUAUCAAAAACUUGAUCCUUGCUCAGCUGGUGCAUCAAAAGUUUACCAAAAUUUGCUGCUGGCUCGCCUGAUGUAUCCACUACUGCUCCUUUAAUGCUUUUCCUGCAGGGCGCCACAUUUCAUAAAAUAAAGCAGUUCCUGGA
This is a messenger RNA of Motacilla alba alba, 1693 nucleotides long. Its product is annotated as erythroblast NAD(P)(+)--arginine ADP-ribosyltransferase-like. The transcript is spliced from 2 exons. The coding region runs from base 26 to 1222 and encodes 398 amino acids. Gene Ontology annotation, molecular function: NAD+-protein-arginine ADP-ribosyltransferase activity; NAD+ poly-ADP-ribosyltransferase activity. The record is from RefSeq and is a predicted model, not a curated record. NCBI's taxonomy places the organism in Eukaryota, Metazoa, Chordata, Aves, Passeriformes, Motacillidae.